This is a messenger RNA of Ochotona curzoniae (black-lipped pika), 693 nucleotides long. RefSeq names its product glyceraldehyde-3-phosphate dehydrogenase-like. The transcript has a single exon. The record is from RefSeq and is a predicted model, not a curated record. The coding region runs from base 11 to 496 and encodes 161 amino acids. Gene Ontology annotation, molecular function: oxidoreductase activity, acting on the aldehyde or oxo group of donors, NAD or NADP as acceptor. NCBI's taxonomy places the organism in Eukaryota, Metazoa, Chordata, Mammalia, Lagomorpha, Ochotonidae.
GGAGGGUCUCAUGACCACAGUGCACACCAUCACCGCCACCCAGAAGACAGUGGACGGCCCCUCCAGGAAGCUGUGGCGCGAUGGUCGUGGGGCUGCCCAGGACAUCAUCCUGGCUUCCACUGGUGCCGCCAAGGCUGUGGGCAAGGUCAUCCCUGAGCUGAACGGGAAACUCACAGGCAUGGCCUUCUGUGUGCCUACUCCCAACGUGUCUGUGGUGAACCUGACUUGCCGUUUGGAGAAAGCUGCUAAGUAUAAUGACAUCAAGAAGGUGGUGAAGCAGGCUUCCAAGGGCCCCCUGAAGGGCAUCCUGGGCUACAGCAAGGACCAGUUUGUCUCCUGUGACUUCAACAGUGACACCCACUCCUCCACUUUUGAUGCUGGGGCUGGCAUUGCCCUCAAUGACCACUUUGUCAAGCUCAUCUCCUGGUAUGACAACAAAUUUGGCUACAGCAACAGGGUGGUGGACCUCAUGGUCCACAUGGCCUCAAAGGAGUAAAAGUCUCCCCGGGACCAUGGACCCCAGCAAGAGCACCAGAGGAAGAGCGAGGCUGCUGGGGAGUCCCUGCCCCAACUUCGUCCCCACCACUGAGAAUCUGCCCUUUCACAGUCGCCAUCCGAGACCCCCUGGAGAAGAGGAGGGCUUUGCGAGCCCUAUCUUGUCAUGCUACCAUCAAUAAAGAACACCUUGUACCC